AUGCGGUUUCAAAGUGUCAGCGUCAUUGCUGCUGCUAUUGCUACAGCUUUGGCAUGCGGAGGAGACCACAGUUGCUAUGGGCCGCUGAAGGAUGAUGUGGUCUUGACACGCAAUGUUAGGCGUAUGCAGCCAGAUGCAAGCAAUGCGACCACAGGGCCAAAAGCCCCUCUUGAAUGGGGCCAGAUCAACUUCUUGCAUACGACCGAUACGCAUGGCUGGCUAGAGGGUCACAUCAAGGAGCAAAGUUAUGGAGCUGAUUGGGGUGACUUCGUCAGCUUCACAAGGCAUAUGAAGCAGAAGGCCAACAAGCUUGGUGUGGAUUUGUUAUUGGUUGACACAGGUGAUUUGCACGACGGAGCCGGCUUGAGCGACGCAACAUCACCCAAUGGUGUAGUGUCCAAUCCUAUUUUCGAGAACGUUGAUUACGACCUUCUGACAAUUGGAAAUCACGAGCUCUACGUAACAGAAAUUGCCUACGAGACCUUUAGCAACUUCUCAAAGGUGUACGGAGACAAGUACAUCACAAGUAAUGUGCAAAUCAAGAACCCCGCUACCGGACAGUUUGAAUACAUUGGUGCACAGUAUCGCUACUUCACCACGGAGCGAGGUCUACGCAUAAUGGCAUUUGGGGUGCUCUUUGACUUUACUGGCAACAGCAAUGUUUCGAAGGUCAUCAAAGCGGCUGAUCUGGUGAAAGAACAGUGGUUCCUUGACGCUGUCAACUAUAAGGAUCCCAUUGAUCUUUUCGUACUGGCUGGUCAUAACCCGGUCAGGCUUAACGAGUCGAGCAGCUCUUUUGACACGGUAUUUGGUGCUAUCCGUGGUGAGAGGCCAGACGUGCCCAUUCAGGGCUUCGGCGGUCAUACUCAUAUCCGCGACUUUACCGUGUGGGACAACAAAGCUACAGCAUUAGAGUCUGGUCGAUACUGUGAGACGUUGGGUUGGUUAGCUAUGUCUGGCAUCGAGUCCACGGCAAAGAAGGUAAAGAAGAACCCCAAAGGUGUACCAAACCCUACACGAAGUGCUGUCCCGCCACCAAGCACUGGUACAGUCAGUGCGAGUUUGCAGUUGCCAACUUCAACCUCUCCUUCCAGUUUGCGUUAUGCCCGACGCUACCUAGACUGGAACCGUCAGACGUUUGCAUACCACGCCAAGGGUAGUCAGAACUUCAAUGCGUUUGGUACACCCAAGGGCGCUGCAGUUACAUCCGAGAUCACAACAGAGCGCGCUAAGCUCAACCUUACCAGCCUCUAUGGCUGCGCGCCUGAGACGUACUGCCAAUACUGCAAACCAUACGGGACUGAUGGCAACAUCUUCAAGCUACUACAGACCGCUCUUUCUACAGUCGUUGUAAAUGAGACACGCAAAAAUAACUCUCGCUUGAUCAUCAUCAACACUGGGAGCAUUCGAUUCGAUCUUGCCAAGGGACCAUUCACGUAUGAUGAUUCUUUCAUCGUCUCGCCGUUCGAUGAUGCGUUCCAGUUCAUUCCUGACGUUCCUUAUGAGCAAGCCUCUAAAGUCAUCGACAUUCUGAACGCGGGACCAUACCAGAAGAAGCGUGACCUCGAAAACGCUGAUUUCGAUUUCAACACCAUCCUCGCUGAUCGCGACACCUGCAUUGAUCCACCACUCACACAUUCUUAUGAGGGGGUAACUCGCCGCUCGAAACAAGGUGGACGUUUGAUACGACGUCAAUCUACCACUCCCACCCCGGGAUACACCACCGUGGACGACUUUGGCAAUGACGGUGAUGAUACUGUCCAUUCGAACAUCCCGCACUACCCUCAGCCCAACGAUCUUCAGGCUAAUGGGUCAUUUCCCCUGGAUGGGUCCCUCCCCAAGACCGUUGAUCUUGUCUUUCUCGACUUCAUUGCUAGUUACAUCGUCAAUGCUUUGAACAGUGCUGACGUGGGUGGCAAGUUUUCGUUGAACCAGGUCUCCUACUAUAUGGACAAGAAGUUCACAACUAACAGCUACCUUCCUGCGUAUGCGAAGGUUGCUUGGCAGGCCAAUGUACCGAAUUGCCCUAUCGGAGAAGGAAUCGGAUUUUAG
Ascochyta rabiei is the source of this 2052-nucleotide messenger RNA. RefSeq lists its product as uncharacterized. The transcript is spliced from 5 exons. The record is from RefSeq and is a predicted model, not a curated record. Lineage: Eukaryota; Fungi; Ascomycota; Dothideomycetes; Pleosporales; Didymellaceae. Gene Ontology annotation, cellular component: cytosol. The coding region runs from base 1 to 2052 and encodes 683 amino acids. Gene Ontology annotation, molecular function: hydrolase activity. Gene Ontology annotation, biological process: nucleotide catabolic process.